Molecule: messenger RNA, 1569 nt
Organism: Salvia hispanica
Lineage: Eukaryota; Viridiplantae; Streptophyta; Magnoliopsida; Lamiales; Lamiaceae
Source: RefSeq, a predicted model, not a curated record
AUGAAGAGGAGUCUGAAACUGAAGUACGAAGAGAAGCACAGAGAAGCUUUGGAGAAGGAGGAGGAACUGGUGGAGGGCUUCAACAUGGCUGAUCAGAGAAGACAGAUGAUGAAAUACUGGGUGAUGGCAGAGAGCAGCUGCCCUCAAUUUCUGAUAGCGCGUUCUAGUGUUUGCGCAGCUUCAUCUAUGAUCACCUUCUUUUUCGUGAUCAUGUAUACUUUGGUACAUGUAAUUCAUGGGAUAAUCAAGUCUGUGCCAGGGAAGACGCCCUAUGGAGUUUACACCAAAAGGAUUAUAGAGAUUCAGUUCUAUGGGGCGGGGAUAGCCGUGAUUCUGGCUAUGUUGAGAUGGUUCGUCACCGUCAGCUUUCGUUGCUCAUCAACUAACACGUGGAUGAUUGAAAGCUACUGGAUUCAGACGCUCAACGACUGCAGAAACAGCUCCACAGGCAUCAAAAUUGGGCCAAACAAAUGGGGCAAAGGUCUUCUUGAUGCAAAAUGGAGUGUCCUAACUUUCUGCAUUGGAGUUCAGUGUUUUAUUGUUCUUGCAAGCAAAACCCUCAUCUUCUUUUCCAGCUUCAUGGUGGCUCCAUUUGUGUUUUGCUUCUCUCAGAUCAACAAGUUUGCAAGAAGGCACCAUGAUGCUUCAUCGGGUGGUGACGACGUGGAUCCAAACCUAAACAGUUACAUUCUGUUACUAGACGGCGAGGUGGACCUGCUGACAAGCUUCGUAAAAAGCAUGUGCCGCGAGGCUGAUGGCAUGAUUCAGAUAGGUAGAGAAAAGAAGCCCUCCAACCUUAUCAAUCUUCUACACAAGUCUGUUUACUCCAAUAGUAGCCAAAUUACAAGCCUAGUUUCUCAUGACUGUUGGACUCUACAAGUAGUCACUCUCACAAGCAUUGCAGUCGCCCUUCCCAACAUCUCCCAGCAUCAACGCAAGCAGUUGUUGAGAAGUGUGAGCGAAGGCCUUCCUCUUGCAAAAGUAGUCGAAAAAACUUUGGAUACAAAUGCGAAACUUAAAAGCAUUAGGAAUGCUGCAAGUUCUACUUGGGUGGAACUGCUAGUUUACUCAAAGUGGGUACAGAUCGAUCUCACAAGUGGAUUUUUGUGGUGCAGAAACUGUGAGCAAGUCUUGCAAGAGCUCUCUGAUAAAGCCGAAGAGAUCGUCAUGGGGUGGAAGAGUGAAUCGCUAGAUUCCAAUAUGGGAAAUCCUCUAAACUUCCCAGCAAGAGUUGUGGCUGCAAACUCCAUGUACAGAAUUUGUCAAACCAUUUUGUUGUCCUAUGGUGAAGUGGAAAGUUGUGAGGACAUGUGGGAGAGAUUGUGUGUUAUGAUCGCAGAUGUUUUUUCUGCGUGUCUCACCAAUUUGCCAUAUGCUAUAACCAAAAUGUGUCACCAGAGUUGCAUUGAGAAGCGAGAGAAGACCGUGCGCCAAGCGUUUCUGCUUUUGGGAAAGACAGAACAAGUCCUUGCAAAUAUUCAACAGCAUCAACGGCCAUGUAUAGAUCAUGAAGAUGAAGCUUCAACAAUGUCAUGCGUGAAUGAUUUGGCUAUAACUGUGGGCUGCUGA